Vicia villosa (hairy vetch) is the source of this 1664-nucleotide messenger RNA. Its product is annotated as LEAF RUST 10 DISEASE-RESISTANCE LOCUS RECEPTOR-LIKE PROTEIN KINASE-like 2.1. Gene Ontology annotation, biological process: protein phosphorylation. NCBI's taxonomy places the organism in Eukaryota, Viridiplantae, Streptophyta, Magnoliopsida, Fabales, Fabaceae. The record is from RefSeq and is a predicted model, not a curated record. The coding region runs from base 36 to 1508 and encodes 490 amino acids. Gene Ontology annotation, molecular function: protein kinase activity; ATP binding. The transcript has 4 exons.
UUUACGAAUUUCUUUUCCUUUUGUUUUCACACAUCAUGCUACUUUGUAAUGGGUUCGAAAAAGAUUGUCCGGCUUCAUUUAGUUGUGGAUACCUUGGCAAUAUUAGCUUCCCUUUCACUACAACGCAACGUCAGGAUUGUGGCUUAUUGCCAAUACAUAAUUGUGAUGAUGCUCCAAGGAAGCCCAAAAUGAUCCAAUUUCAGAAUAAAGGGAAAUGGUUUGAGGUUGGAAUUGUAAAUCCUCUUGAGUUUCAUGCUGGUAAUGCUACUUGUACUUGUGUUUUCAGAGACAUGAAUCUCUACAAACUGCUGCAAGACAAAAGUUGUGAAGCUUUCAGAUAUAGAUAUAUUCUUCCUCCCACCUCUCACUUUGUUUCUUUGCAUAUAGAUUCUCAUGCAACCUUGUUCAUGUGCAACCGUUCCCUGCAUGUAAACCCUCCAACAUAUAUGCACAACUAUACAAACUGCCCUCUCUAUGAUUUCUACUACCAACCUUUCAAAAUUACUGAUAAUGCAUCUCUAAGUGCUUUUACAGCUUGUACAAAGGCCCAGCUUCCAGCUAAGGAUUUUGCUGAUGCUGACGACCCUUUUACUUUCGUAACAGCUGAUAUCACAACUCAAGUAAACAUAAAAGAGGAAUGUGCAAGUUGUCACUACAACCAAAGAGGACGGUGUCAACUUGACAGCAACGGAAGGUUUUAUUGUGCCAAUGGUAAAAAAGGGCUGAGGUGGAAUGUUAAAAUGGGUAUAGCUAUCAUGGUGACUUUUGGAGUUACAGUGAAGGAAGAUUCAACUCAUCAUAUUAUUGAGGAGUAUAUGAAAGAACAUGGACCUCUUCCUGCUGCAGCUAGGUACAGUUAUUCAGAUAUAAAAAAAAUAACAAACUCUUUCAAAAACAAAUUAGGCCAAGGAGGGUAUGGAAGUGUUUACAAAGGGAAAUUACAUGAUGAGCGUACUGUUGCAGUGAAGAUUUUAAGUGAAUUAAAAGGUGAAGGUGAAGAUUUCAUCAAUGAAGUUGCGAGUAUCAGUAGAACUUCACAUGUCAAUGUUGUUAGGCUUUUGGGGUUUUGUUUGGACGGUUCUAAAAAGGCGCUAAUAUAUGAAUUCAUGCCUAAUGGAUCUCUUGAGAAGUUCAUAUAUGAAGAGAAAAAUCCACUGCAAGAUGACCGGCAAUUGGAUUGCAAAACUUUGUUUCAUAUUGCAGUUGGUGUUGCUCGUGGAUUAGAGUACUUACAUAGAGGAUGUAACACUAGAAUUUUACAUUUUGACAUAAAGCCUCAUAAUAUAUUACUAGAUGAGGAUUUCUGUCCAAGAAUUUCUGAUUUUGGACUUGCUAAAAUAUGUCCAAGAAAAGAAAGUAUUGUAUCCAUCUUUGGCGCAAGGGGAACACCUGGAUAUAUUGCUCCAGAGUUGUUUUCAAGACAUUUUGGCAGUGUGUCGCAUAAAUCAGAUGUCUACAGUUAUGGAAUGAUGGUCUUAGAGAUGGUUGGACGAAGAAAGUGUGAAUAAGAAUUAGUUUGUUCCUAGAAUAAGGCUUUGUUCCUAGAAUAAGGGAAACAAAUUAGAAAUUGAUUUGUUCUCAUUAAAUGUAAUUAGUUAGUGUAAUUACCGGUAUAGCCCUGUAACCUCUAUAUAUAUACAAGAAAUAAUAAUGAGAAAAGUAUU